GCAGCGCGGGAAAAGAAAGCCGCGCGGAGGAGAAUGGAGCGGGAGGUUCUGCAGCGCUGGGCGGCCAAGUUGGGGGUCUCCACGCCCGGAGUUAUCAGAAAAGCAGAGGAAUACCUCCGACUUUCUCAAGUGAAGUGUGGCCCCCUGCUAGCCCAGAUGAGCCCCACAAGCAGUGCCAUCAUCUGCCUGGACUUGGCUGCUACCUUCACAAGAAAUCCAGUGGACAAAGGUUAUUUUGUGAAACUCUCCGGCUUGAACAGAGCCACUUACCAGCGCUACCUGAGAUCCUUUGAAAGCCUCCUUGCUCUGCAAUCAAACGUUGGCAUCAGAGAGGUGGCAGUUCAGUUCUCCUGCUUGGAAGCUGAAAAGCUGGCAUCCAAAAUCCUGCAGAGGUACGAAUCCAGCCUGCCAGAAAUUCAACAGGUGGCUCUCGAUUUGUCGAAACCCUUGUUCACCACUGUGGCAUUGUUUACUGCUUGCAGAACCUUGAAGCUUAAAGUGGAUAAAACAAAAAUGGUGUUCGUAUCGGGGGUUAAGAAAACCAUCUUCGACCGUCUCCACGCCCAGUUAGAGAUGAUUAGCCAACAAAUCAACCGAGAAGGUGAUUCAUUGUCAAUGAAGCUUGAAGAACCUCAAAAAUCCUUCCUGGAAGAUCUUGCAAAGGAAGAAGUUCUGGAAGCAAAAGUCUCCCGCAAGCGUCCCAAAAAUGAAAUUGAGCCUAAGGAAGAUUAUGAAGAAUGGAAACGACGAAUCUUAGAAAAUGCUGCAAAAUCGCAAAGCAACAGUGUGUGAGUGGAGUUGUUCCUCCAGUGAGCGCAAACGUCAGGCUGGUCUGUUGGCCAUUGUCUGGAGAACUAAUCUGUUGGGAGAGGGAGGAACCACCACCACCACCCCGAAAACUUGAAUUCCUUGAUAAGGCCACCUUGAGGCCUAGAUUGACCUGCUUUUAAAUGUGUUCAGCUCAUUAAUAACUUCAGCAAAAUGUGAGUCGUGUUUUGGGGUUGAUACAACUAUACCUCCGAUAAUUUUGUGAUUUGGCUCUGAUUUUGGGCAGCAAGAUAUUUCCACGUCAGUUAUAGCACACGCUUAAUGCAGCAGUAAAAUAAAAUCUAACACCUUUAUAAGCUGCAUAAAUUAAGAAUAUAUGUUAAUCUAAGAUGCCUGCUUUUUAUCUCCCUUUGUGUAAUUAAUGGGAAUGACAUAAUCAACCAUUAAGGUCCCAUUAACUCUUUAAGAUUGGUCCCUUUAAUUAUUUAAUUUUGUAACCAUAACCAGUGUUAAUUCCU
Thamnophis elegans (Western terrestrial garter snake) is the source of this 1286-nucleotide messenger RNA. RefSeq names its product origin recognition complex subunit 6 (gene ORC6). The record is from RefSeq and is a predicted model, not a curated record. The coding region runs from base 34 to 792 and encodes 252 amino acids. Gene Ontology annotation, cellular component: nuclear origin of replication recognition complex. Gene Ontology annotation, molecular function: DNA binding. Gene Ontology annotation, biological process: DNA replication; DNA replication initiation. The transcript has 7 exons. Lineage: Eukaryota; Metazoa; Chordata; Lepidosauria; Squamata; Natricidae.